CCAAGCCCCCGGGGCCACUGGCGCUAGCCGCAGCUCGCCCCUUCCGGCUCCUCCCUGUUGUGCGUGCAGCGCGUGGGCCUAAACGCCCGGAGCCAGCGCGCUGAGGACCAUGUUGCUUCCGAACAUCCUGCUCACCGGCACACCAGGGGUUGGAAAAACCACGCUAGGCAAAGAACUUGCAUCAAGAUCAGGACUGAAAUACAUUAAUGUGGGUGAUUUAGCUCGAGAAGGGCAGUUAUAUGACGGCUAUGAUGAAGAGUAUGACUGCCCCAUUUUAGAUGAAGACAGAGUAGUUGAUGAAUUAGAAAACCAAAUGAGCGAAGGUGGAGUUAUUGUUGAUUACCAUGGUUGUGAUUUCUUCCCUGAACGCUGGUUUCAUAUAGUUUUUGUGCUGCAAGCAGAUAACAGUGUAUUGUACAAAAGACUUGAAACAAGGGGUUAUAAUGAAAAGAAACUAAAAGACAAUAUUCAGUGUGAAAUUUUUCAAGUUCUUUAUGAAGAAGCAUUAGCAUCCUACAAGGAAGAAAUAGUACAUCAGCUGCCCAGCAAUAAACCAGAAGAUCUAGAGGAUAAUAUCAAUCAGAUACUGAAGUGGAUUGAGCAGUGGAUCAAGGAUCAUAGCUCCUGACUUACAAGACUGGCCACUUUACCACCACUCGUUACAUCCCUGCCAUAAUGAUAAAUUGUCCAGUUAUCAGGAAAACUUUUUUUAUUAAGAUUGUGCUGCAGGACUAGUAGAUGGAUAGGCUAAAGGUUUAUGUUUGGGCGUUUUUUCUCCAUGAGAAAGCAAAACACUCUCAAGUAUAGUGUAUAUAAUAUCAUUAAGGAUUUAGAGUAAAAAUUGUCAUCUUAACUGCUUCAACUGCUAAAGAAUCAAUAAAUCUGACCAAAUGGG
Molecule: messenger RNA, 895 nt
Organism: Ailuropoda melanoleuca (giant panda)
Lineage: Eukaryota; Metazoa; Chordata; Mammalia; Carnivora; Ursidae
Gene: AK6
Product: adenylate kinase 6
Exons: 5
Coding region: 110-628 (172 amino acids)
Cellular component (GO): cytoplasm; nucleus
Molecular function (GO): ATP binding; AMP kinase activity; ATP hydrolysis activity
Source: RefSeq, a predicted model, not a curated record